UAAUUUUAGUGAGAGAGAUGUGUUUCCUAUUUGAUUCAGCGAAUGGAUGACAGAAGCUUUCAAAACCCUUUUAAAGAUUGGACGUUAGACGAGAAUGCAACAGAAGACGUUUGUAUCAAGAGGGCUAAAGUAGACAUAAAAGGGUUGUUGGACACAUAUAAAGAGAAGUUCAAAGAGAAAUACCAUGAACUGCUGGAGAAAGUAAAAAGAGGAAUAGAAUCUGAAGAUAAGGGAGACUACUCAGUGUACACAGGGUCAGCAGGAAUAGCUUUACUUUACCUUCAUCUGUAUGAAAUCAGUCCUAACAAGGGAGAUGACUCCCUGCUCCACACAUCACUGGAUUACAUCAGGGGGCACCUAGGGCACCUGAAGGGGAGGAGAUUGACCUUUCUGUGCGGUGAUGCAGGACCUCUAGCUCUGGCUACUGUGAUCUACUCUCUUCUGGGCCAGCACUCACAAUCUCAGAAAUAUCUCAAAAGGUUGAUAGAUCUGAGUGAGGAUGUUAUAGCAGACAAACACUUACCUGAUGAGCUCCUCUAUGGUAGAGUAGGAUAUGUGUUUUCUCUCCUGUUUGUACAAAAGAAGCUUGGGGAAGAAGUGAUUGACAAAGCUCUUCUGAAGAGGUUGACAAUGACUGUGCUAAAGUCAGGUAAAGAUUUAGCCAAACAAGAAGGCUUUAAACAUCCCCUGAUGUACCAGUGGCAUGAGAAAUACUACCUAGGAGCUGCUCACGGAUUGGCUGGAAUCCUCUAUAUAUUGUUUCAGAUCAAGGAUCCAGCCCUACAAUCUGAGAUAGAUUCCCUGGUUAGACCCUCUGUGGACUUUAUGCUGUCUCUCCAGUUUCCCUCAGGAAACACCCCCUCUUCGCUAGGGAGCAGCACCGGAGACAAGCUUGUUCACUGGUGCCACGGAGCCCCUGGGUGGAUCUACAUGUUUAUUCAGGCUUACAAGGUGAGUGAAAUGUAGCCUGUGGGUGGAUCUAAGUUUUUUUCAGCAAAUAUCUAACACUGUGCAGAUGUUAUCUGGUCACGCGGACUCUUAAAGAAAGGUUACGGCUUGUGCCAUGGAACUGCAGGAAAUGGUUAUGCAUUCCUAGCCAUGUAUAAAGUGACAGGAGAAGAGCUCUACUUACAUAGGGCUAUAAAGUUUGCUGAGUGGUGCUGUGAUUAUGGAAAACAUGGCUGUAGAAUCCCAGACACACCUUAUUCUCUCUUUGAAGGCAUGGCUGGGACUACUUAUUUCUUGUCGGAUAUUUUGAAUCCAGAAAAUGCGUAUUUCCCAGCAUUUGAGUUAACAUAAUGUUAUAGAGGACAUCUUUUUUUUCAUUUUCAUUUUCUUUGUAUGUCUUUCAUACUAACAUCAUUUAUUGAAAAAUAAAGACUUAAGUAACUAA
Molecule: messenger RNA, 1393 nt
Organism: Saccostrea cuccullata (small rock oyster)
Lineage: Eukaryota; Metazoa; Mollusca; Bivalvia; Ostreida; Ostreidae
Product: glutathione S-transferase LANCL1-like
Exons: 9
Biological process (GO): carbohydrate metabolic process; peptide modification
Cellular component (GO): plasma membrane
Source: RefSeq, a predicted model, not a curated record